This is a messenger RNA of Dermacentor silvarum, 2173 nucleotides long. RefSeq lists its product as uncharacterized. Lineage: Eukaryota; Metazoa; Arthropoda; Arachnida; Ixodida; Ixodidae. Bases 126 to 584 code for a protein of 152 amino acids. The transcript has 5 exons. Gene Ontology annotation, molecular function: protein binding. The record is from RefSeq and is a predicted model, not a curated record.
GUCCUCCGGGGCCCGUAGAGAACUGUUCGAUCACGAACCAGACCGAGGGAUCGCUACAUCUUGAGUGCCAGGCUGGCUCGGACGGACACCUGCCUGCGCACUUUGUGCUCUCCGUGCAUGAUGUAAUGACAGCCACUGUGUCUGCUAACUUCACUGCCGACAAACCAGACUUUUGGGUCCACGACCUUCUUCCGGGCGUAGAGUAUUUCCUAGUGGUAUCAGCCGUGAACGAGCGUGGCCGGAGUCCCGAGCUCACCAUUCUGCCACCCAUCAUGCCUCUAGUAGGGAAGCUCACCAAGUCGGGAAGUGCUGCGAAAAUCUACUCGAACAUCUUGCUCAUCGCGGUGGUCGUGGGUGUGGCUCUACUCUGCCUGCUGCCACUCAUUGUGCUCGCGGCGGUGAAGCUGAGGAGAAGUGAUUUCUUCAACAAGAGUCGCGUGACCAAAAAGGACGGUACGGAGAGUGACGCGUGCCCAUCUACAACAACCGCAAGUCCACAAGAGGCCAUGCAGCUCCAAAUAUCGUCCGUUUACCCGAAGGAAGACAACCAAGUUUGGAUCGUUAAGAAGAGCACCGGCCUAUGAGCAAAUUACGUGCUGCAGCCACACUGUCCUCAGCCUGCAAAUUGACGCCAUGCAACGGCAGCCGGAUACAGGCAGACCGGAGUGCCAUAUCUCGUCAAAUUUUUCGCUUUCAUUGACACUGUGUAAUCUGUGCAAGAGCGGAAAUCAGCACCCGUAACAUGUUUGUAUUCAAGCAUAAAAUGAAGAAACCCCACGUUUCAAGCUGCGCUCUCCGAAUAAUUUGCCAGAACAAGAUUCGUUUAUCGGGAAUUUCGUAUUUUUUGUGUUUUUCUUUUCUCGAGUUCUAACACAAAAAUGAACGCAUAGACACUGUUACGGACGUGCUCACGACGGGUUAUGGACGGCAUGAACGGCGUGAAUGACGGCUUAUGAUCAGUGAAAGUGGACAUUUUGCGAAGCUGUUGCUGUGGUGAUUGGUCACUCUAGACGCGCUCGUUUAUUUGAAACUUCCUUCCCGUGUGUCCGUUUCUGCAAUGAACGGAAUUAACAAGUUGCAACGGUGCCCUGUCAGCGAGGCACCGCACCUGCUCAAGUGUGUGUGCCGCCAGUGAAUUGGAAACAUUUGUGGAGUGCUCCGAAGAGUGGUCCGCGAGUGAUGCUUCAAACACUGUGCCGUGUGCAUUCCCAGGUCGUCGGAAAGAGAUGUGUUCGUGUUUGAAAAUUCAGGGACUCGGACACGUUGAAGCUCUUCUCCUGAACGACCGACAAUUUAUUUUGUACAUACAUGUGUCAUCAAUCACAAGUGACAAGGACACAAAGAUACUCAUAGACUCUUGCGGCGGGUUGGAUAAGCUCUCGUUGUCAUGUUAGAAAACGGAAGAAAGAAGAAACGCUUCAUCACGUGCGCUGCUCACUGGGAAAUGUGUCAUCUACAGAAACGAAGGUGGAUGAGUUGGAAGUGUAUAUGUGAAGAAAAAAAACGCGUAAUCACAAGAUGUGAAACGUAAGGCAAGAAGAUUACUGACGCCGUCAAAAGCGGUAAAGUCAACUGAAAGGGAAGCUGUGCCAUGAUUAACAAAGGUCAUCGCUUGUGCGGUAUGGCUCAUGUCGGACGCUUAAAAAUGGUUCGGGAGAUGUUAUUUUUAUAUGCCCAGCGAUCUCUGCCCUCUUCAACCUGCUAUGAUCUCUGAAGCUUGUCAGACUAUUUUGCCUGAUCGCAGUAGGCAACUAAAUUUCAGUGUGCCCCUUCUUUCGUCAUGAGUGUGCAGCCAAGUAUGUCAAUAUUUGCCGUUGAAACAAGGAGGACAAUGCCGUGACUGUCUUCACCACGUUAUAGUUAUCGUUACAUGAGCGUGUUUAUCGUUAGAUUGUUCCCAUGAUGUGCAACCUUUAAAAACCGAGGGACGCGUACGGAAUGGGGGAGACUGAACGUGAGAAGGAAAGUAAUAAGAAGCCGUGUCGUGUGUCCAGAAAUAUGUGUGUGUCCUUUGCACGGGAGUGCGACUGCUUAUUGUGCCGGAUACACGCGUAUGUAAUCUAUACUACAUUUCUACGCAGCAUGUGCUACACAUGCUCGUUCUCACCUGCCUAUCUUUAUGUUUGGUUUAUUGUUGAAAUCGUUGAAAAUAAAGCGCAAGUUGACUUUCAGA